Hylaeus volcanicus is the source of this 1878-nucleotide messenger RNA. Its product is annotated as RNA 3'-terminal phosphate cyclase-like protein. Lineage: Eukaryota; Metazoa; Arthropoda; Insecta; Hymenoptera; Colletidae. Gene Ontology annotation, cellular component: nucleolus. The record is from RefSeq and is a predicted model, not a curated record. Gene Ontology annotation, molecular function: RNA endonuclease activity. The coding region runs from base 360 to 1727 and encodes 455 amino acids. The transcript is spliced from 4 exons. Gene Ontology annotation, biological process: ribosome biogenesis; endonucleolytic cleavage of tricistronic rRNA transcript (SSU-rRNA, 5.8S rRNA, LSU-rRNA).
CCAAAACCUAUGGAAAGAGUCUUAAAUUAAUUGAGAAACUAAACUUUAAACUCACCAAUUGAUCAUAAACAUGAUAUCCCUGAAAAAUUAAAAUAAAAAAUAAUUGAUACUUCGCGAAUAGGAAGUUUUUAUUGUUUUCGAUAAUAAAGAUUAGCAGCUAAGAGUGGAAGCCUUGUCGUUAAAAUAAUGUUUAAAAAAGGAAGAAUACAUGUCCCGAACCCUUAUCUUCGUUGAACCGAUUUCUUUUCUGUGACACAUGAAAAACUGACCGGAUCAGUCAUUGGCUUAGAAUAAAGAGGCGACGCAGUUUGAAUAGUUUUCUAUCAAGGUCUUGAUUGUGAAACUUUUCAAAGGAUUCCAUGAGUAAUGUUUCAAAACAGAAGUCGGAUGUUUUAUUGUAUACCGGAUCUAAUUUUUUUCGUCAACGUAUAGUUUUAGCAACACUUUUCCGACAAUCGAUUUGUAUUCAAGAUAUACGCAACAGUACAAUAGCUUCAGGAAUCAAGCCUUAUGAAGCUUCCCUUUUACGUUUGAUUGAUAAAAUAACAAAUGGGUCCAAUUUUUAUAUUGAUGCGACGGGAACAGAACUACAAUUCAAUCCUGGUUGUUUAGUAGGAGGAGAAGAUAUUUGUCAUGAUUGUGGAUCUGAACGCAAUAUAACAUAUUUUUUAGAAGCUCUUCUGUUAUUAGCACCUUUUUGUAAGUAUCAUUUAGACAUUCGUCUUCGUGGCGUCACAAAUGGUUGUUUAUCGCAUGAUAAUGGAAAAGAAAGUUUAGAUCCAUCAGUUGAUUUGUUUAAAUCAAUUCUUCUUCCCUUUAUGAAACGUAUUGAUAGUGAAUUUGAAAAUAUAAAGUUAGAAAUCAUCAAAAGAGAUUUUGUGUCAUCUAAUAAAGGUGAAGUUCGCUUUUACUGCCCUGUAGUUCAAAAAAUCAAUCCUAUUCAAUUAAGCGAACAAGGACGCAUUAAACGUAUACGUGGUGUAGCAGUGACUCAACAUGUCUCUUCACAAUUCGCUAUUCGAAUGAUAGAUCGUAUUCGCUGGAGUUUGAAUGACAUUUUACCUGAUGUUUGGGUAUAUCAUAUUCUUUCAAAAAAUCAAGACAGUACAUUACCGGGUUAUGGUGUCACAUUGGUAGCAGAAACAAUGAAAGGAUAUGUGAAAGGUGUGGACGUUUUUUAUAACAAAAGUGUACAAGAAAUGUAUCAAACAUGUGUUGAAAAGGAGAAAAGUAAAAAAAAAUCGUUAACCGUUAAAAGUGAAGCAAUCUUAACUACUGAAAACGAACAAAAAAACGAUGCGUUUAAUUCCAAGAAGAUUGAAGAAAAUUUGUUAAAAGAUUUUUCCCUGCAAGAAUUCAUGGGAGUCUUAGCAAGUCAACGAUUAUUAAUGCAAAUUCAUUUAGGUGGAGUAAUUGGAACAACAUUUCAAUAUAUUCCCAUGUUAUUUAUGGCGCUAGCUGAGGAACACCAAGUUUGUGAGAUUAAAAUAUCUCAUUUAACUCCGUAUACAAUUCAAUUUUUACGACACAUAAGCGAUUUUUGUUCUGUAAAAUUCGCUGUUAAUGAAUUGAAGUGUAAAGAGGAAGAAUUAUCAACAACCGAUAAUAAUUCCGAUGACGCUUCAUGUGCCAGUGACCACGUACAUUCUGUACUACCAGAGCAACAAGAAUACUUACUUAAGUGCGUGGGCAUCGGGUACAAAAAUAACGUAAAACCAGCAUUUUAAUUGCUAGACGAAAAACUAAAGGUUCAAAACGAAUUUUUUUUUUUAUUUAUGGGGUGUGUAGUAUAAUUUUAGUUAAAAAAAAAAACAAUUUUCUCAACCGUUUUAAACAAUUAAAUAAAGCAGUAGUUUUUUUUAAAACAAUUAAAUAAAG